Salvia splendens (bonfire salvia) is the source of this 1316-nucleotide messenger RNA. Its product is annotated as protein POOR HOMOLOGOUS SYNAPSIS 1. The record is from RefSeq and is a predicted model, not a curated record. The coding region runs from base 291 to 1220 and encodes 309 amino acids. Lineage: Eukaryota; Viridiplantae; Streptophyta; Magnoliopsida; Lamiales; Lamiaceae. The transcript is spliced from 8 exons.
GUAUCGAUGGUGUGUCGAAAGUCCAAAUUUGAUCGAGAUUUAUGAUAUUCGAGGGCUGACAGUGGGGCCAGCGAACCCCGUGCAACCCCACCUCCUUCCGUCAUUGACCGUGUUGCCUCCUUCAUUGCUCCUCUUUUGUACCGCCGCCAACUCCCCCUUCUGCACGGUUGCACUGCCACCACGCCUCAUCCUCCCUCGGGUCGGAUCCGUGCAAAUUGUUGAUCGCUCACUCACACAAGCUUCUCUCUAAUCAAUUUAUUAUUAGAAAUUUCAGUUCCAGAAAAGCGAAAAUGGCGGGAUUAGCGUUGGCCAUAAACACCACCAACAAGGAGAGUCAAAACCACGCAUGCGACGAAUGGCAGAUCGAAUACGCGCGUUUCGUCAACUGCAGCUCGUCCGCUUUUAACAGCACUCAUCCUUCUCUGGUGCCGGUUCCGAAGAAUCGUCUCCGCGGCGCCUGGAUUUCCUCGUCCAUCUCCGCCUCCGUGAAGCUUAUCUACAAGAGAACCUCUUCCGGAACGGAUGAUGCGUUUCUCGUCCUCUCUCUCCGGUCGAAAACCCUUGAGGUGCAUUACAUCUCGAAGAUGUAUUUCUCAUGGCCUCAAAUAUCAUGUGUGUCGGGUGUUCCAGCCAGGGGAAGCAGAGCUGUUUUACUGAGCUAUAAAGACGGUGCUGGCCAGAUGCAGAAAUUUGCCUUGCGGUUUUCAGAUAUCUGUGAAGCAGAAAAAUUCAUGACAGUUGUUAAGGAAAUCUUGGGAAAUGGAAGUCCCCCAACUGGAUUGAACUCUGAAAUGUCAUCUCAAGCUGAGGCCAUCUCUUAUGCUACUAUACCCAAAAGUGCUGGUGAGCUGCUGUACACAGAAUCAGUCGAUGAAUCCCCAAAGAUGGAGCCCGUUUUCCCUCCAGGUCAGAGUACCCAACUGAUGCUUACAAGCAGUGCAUUUGAAACAACUCAAGAUUCAAAGCCACUUGAAGGUGUAAAGCCUGAGGCUGUAUAUCCUCCAAGUUUCGCACAGUUGGUCAGUAGCUGCCGCCCUGCAGUUACCAAAGAUUCUUUGCCCUCAUCUGUCAUCACUGAUCACCUAGGUGCAGCAAUAAAGACGGGAUCUGGAGAACUAAGCACCGAAUUUGUGCAAUAUCUGGAAGGAACUCCUUUCAAAGAGCUACUGGCGACAGUAGAGCAUGUCAUUAGCCAGUUAGGAGACGACGUGAUGAUGUAAGUUGAAAUACUUCGAUACUGCAAACUAGGUUUGUAAUGAAUAGAAUUUCAGUGUUUUCAAUCAGAAUUCAGCUUCAAUAAGAACUCCCUUAUCUUU